GAAAUCGAGAUCCAAGAAAAUAAAAGACAAUUCCACGAAUCUUCCGAGAAUUCGUCUGCAACAGUAAAGGAACGUAGGGAAUUUGUAUCAGUAGGUUCCGGACUGCCUUCUAAAAUUAUAUUAUUGGUUGAAAAUGAGGCCACUGAAACUGGAAAAACUGGGAAAGGGGAAGAACGACAGGGCGGUGGUGACAGUGGUGUCACGAAUAAGAAUACAAAAGGUGAAGCUAAAGGGCAUAAGGCCGGAGACGUACCAUUUUCAUCUGGACCUCAACCGCGAACACAAAAUUGUAGUGCCAUUUUGUUUCAACCGGGGCAACAGCCGCUGCCAGGUUCAUCAGCACAACAGCCCUUGGGUGCACAAAUGGAGCAACCACAGCUCACCCAACUUUUGGGACAAUUACAAUCCGUGCCACCCGCAGGAACUAUUCAAAAUUUGACAUCCGAACAAAAUAUGGUUGCAACCGUCCAACAACAAUUCCCGGAAAUCGUGCACGAAAGUACAGGUCAAAAUCAACAAUUCGGCGGUGUUCAAGACCCCAGUCAAUUGACGUCUGAAGUACAGGCAAGUCAGGUCGUGCAAACACAAGGUCAAUUGACACCCGCGGUGGGUCAACAACAACCAUAUGUUCCACAAGUCGGGAUGCAACCCAAUAUUUCGUUGAUCUCUUCGGUUGCUAUCCCUGUAACCGGCGUGGUUCCAAUUAGCAACGUUCCUGCUAACGAAAUUUCCUCUGAGACGUCCUCGAAAUAUUUCAAUACAAGAUCUCAGGCCGCCAAAGUAAGAACCUCUCGUCUUAACGAGGAAGUCACACCACAUUCGCCCACAGAAAACGAGGAGGGCGCGAGUGUCACGAUACAGACGUCGACCGAGACGGUCACCAAAAAUUUGUCGUCAAAGAAAAUCAUCAGGACGAAUGCUUCUGUCAUUCACAAACCUCCCUCUAGCUGGGAAGAUGUGUAUCAAAGUAUUAGGGAGUAUCGAAAAACUUUAAUCGCACCUGUGGACGUGAUGGGUUGCGAAAGGCUGGCAGAGGAGCCUAGCGAACAGAUCACGCCACAGACAUCUAGAUUCCAGUCAUUGAUAGCGCUGAUGCUCUCUUCGCAAACCAAAGAUCAAGUUACCGCCGCAGCAAUCCAUGAUCUUCGUCAAAAACUGCCGGGCGGGUUAACCCUAAAAAGCGUAUUGCAGGUCGACGAGGAUUUUUUGGAUCAGUGCAUUUCAAAGGUUGGAUUUCAUCGUAAAAAGGCGAAGUGA
This is a messenger RNA of Acaulospora colombiana, 1257 nucleotides long. The record is from the annotation of a GenBank genome assembly. Lineage: Eukaryota; Fungi; Glomeromycota; Glomeromycetes; Diversisporales; Acaulosporaceae.